Messenger RNA from Ornithorhynchus anatinus (platypus), 11010 nucleotides. RefSeq names its product collagen type VI alpha 3 chain (gene COL6A3). Bases 503 to 10258 code for a protein of 3251 amino acids. NCBI's taxonomy places the organism in Eukaryota, Metazoa, Chordata, Mammalia, Monotremata, Ornithorhynchidae. The transcript is spliced from 46 exons. Gene Ontology annotation, molecular function: protein binding; serine-type endopeptidase inhibitor activity. The record is from RefSeq and is a predicted model, not a curated record.
CCACGGCCUCCUCCUCAUGAGCUCGCCUUUCCAGAGCCCAACUUGCAAGCUUAUGAGGUGGAGGCAAUAUUCGAAGUGUGACAUCAGCCUCGAACGGGGGCCAGAGGAAACAAAGCUGAGUGAGUCUGUUUUCAUUUAGCUUAGGGUUGGUCGGUCUCUCAGCGCGGAGGAGGAGGUGGAGGAAGCCGUGACUGGAUUGCUGUAUCCAGUUCAUAGCUGCCUUUGCCAUCAAAGGCAGCAGAGUCCUUCACUUCUCCAGCUAUACAGAGGGACUGCAAAGGGCUUGUUCUCCCAAGAUCCUGUACCCCAUAUCCUCCCUGUCCCCCUCCCCACCCCAGGCUUUUCUCCAAGCAGAGAAAAGCAGCUAAAAGAAAAGGAGACCAAAAGUAACAGGAAGAAAUAUGAACCAGAAGCACAGAUAACCUGAAGAGCAACGUUCAGGACUAAAUCAUUCUUCACCUGUGCUCAGGGGUUCAUUAUCUGGUGCUUCAACUAAGGCAAUAUGAGGAAACAUCGGCAUUUGCCCUUAGUGGCAACAUUUUGUCUUUUACUCGCAAGCCCUUACAUAAUUAAUGCCCAACACCAAGAAGAUGUCAAAAUCGGCGUGGCUGCUGAUAUAAUAUUUCUAGUGGAUUCCUCUUGGAGCAUUGGAAAGGAACAUUUCCAACUUGUUCGAGAGUUUCUAUAUGAUGUUAUAAAAUCUUUAGAUGUGGGAGACAAUGAUUACCGUUUUGCUCUGGUCCAGUUCAGUGGAAACCCACAUACUGAAUUCCUGUUAAAUACCUAUCAUGCUAAUCAAGAUGUCCUGGCCCAUGUUGCAACUAUGCCUUACCUGGGGGGAGGCAGCAAGACUGGAAAAGGAUUAGACUACCUAAUCCACCACCAUCUAACUAAAGCUUCUGGAAGCAGAGCGAGCGAUGGCAUCCCUCAGGUUAUCAUAGUGUUAACGGACGGACAAUCCCAGGAUGACAUUGUUCUCCCCACGGCUGAGCUUAAGUCUGCUGAUGUAACUGUGUUUGCCAUUGGAGUGCAGGAUGCAGAGGAAGGAGAAUUAAAGGAAAUAGCCAGUGAACCACUGGAUAUGCAUGUGUUCAACAUAGAAACUUUUACUGCACUCCAUGACUUAGUAGGAGACUUAGUGUCCUGUGUCCAAACAUCUAUGACUCCAGAAAUGGCUGGGGCCAAAGAAAUACUCAAAGACAUCACAGCUCAAGAAUCUGCUGACCUUAUUUUCCUUAUUGAUGGAUCAAACAACAUCGGAAGUGUCCAUUUCUCAGCCAUACGUGAUUUCCUUGUAAAUUUCCUUGAGAGACUUGCAAUUGGACCUCAGCAGAUUCAAGUUGGGGUGGUGCAGUAUAGUGAUGAACCCAGCACGGUGUUUUCUUUGAACAGUUACUCCACUAAAGCGGAUGUUCUUGAUGCGGUGAAGGCCCUUAGGUUCGCUGGUGGUGAGGGGGCCAAUAUUGGAGCCGCCUUGGAAUUUGUGGUAGAGAAUCACUUCACCCAGGCAACAGGCAGCAGAGUAGAGGAAGGGGUUCCACAGGUUUUGGUGCUUAUAAGUGCCGGGCAGUCUAGUGAUGAAGUUGACGACGGGGUGGUAGCCUUAAAGCAAGCUAGCAUAUUUUCCUUUGGCCUUGGGGCUCAGGAUGCUGACAAGGCAGAGCUCCAGCACAUUGCUACCGAUGAGAGCUUCGUAUUUACUACUCCGGAAUUCCGUAGCCUUGGGGACCUGCAGGAACAGUUACUACCCUACAUUGUUGGAGUGGCCCAAAGGAACAUUGUUUUACAGCCCCCCACCAUUAUCACACAAGUUGUAGAAGUCAACAAGAGAGACAUAGUCUUCCUGAUAGAUGGCUCAUCCUCCUUGGGAGUGGCCAGCUUCUAUGCAAUCCGUGAAUUCCUGGUCAGAGUCAUCCAAAAGCUGGAAAUUGGACAGGAUCUUAUCCAGGUAGCGGUGGCGCAAUAUGCAGACUCUGUAAAACCAGAGUUCUAUUUUAAUACCUUUCAAACCAAAAGGGACAUUGUGAUGGCUCUGAGGCGAGUAAAGUUUCUCGAUGGUCCAGCACGCAAUACGGGGUCAGCAUUGGACUAUGUUCGGAACUACUUCUUUACCAGCUCAGCUGGACACCGGGCUGCAGAAGGCGUUCCAAAGCUUCUGGUGCUCCUUACGGGUGGUAAGUCACUAGAUGAUGUCCACCAACCAGCCCAGGAACUGAAGAGAAACGGCAUAUUGGCUUUUGCCAUUGGAUCCAGACUGGCUGCAAAAGAUGAACUGGAAGAUAUUGCCUUUGAUUCAUCCUUGGUAUUCUCUCCAGAUGAAUUCAAAAAUGUACCCUUGCAAGGCAUUCUGCUUAAUUUUCUGGCACCUUUAAGAACCCUCUCUGGAACAAUGCAAGUUCACGUAAACAAAAGGGAUAUCAUCUUUCUUUUGGAUGGAUCACUCAACGUUGGAAAUGCCAACUUCCAUUAUGUGCGCGACUUUGUUAUGAAUCUAGUUAACAGCCUUGAUGUUGGGCGUGACAAUAUCCGAGUCGGUUUAGUUCAGUUUAGUGACACUCCAGAAACUGAGUUCUAUUUAAACACGUACCAGUCAAAGUCAGAUUUGCUGGCCCGGCUGAGCCAGCUACAGCUCAAAGGGGGAUCAACCCUGAAUAUUGGCUCCGCAUUAGACUUUGUCCUCUCAAACCACUUCACUGAAGCAGGAGGGAGCAGGAUAAACGAACAUGUCCCCCAGCUCUUACUUCUGCUCACUGCGGGGCGGUCUGCCGAUUCUUACUUACCGGCUUCCAAUGCCUUAGCCCGGGCUGGUGUGUUGACCUUUUCUGUGGGAACUAGCGCCGCUGAUCAGGCAGAACUUGAGCAGAUUGCGUUUAACCCAAGCCAAGCGUAUCUUAUGGAUGAUUUCAGUUCUCUGCCAGCCUUACCCCAGCAGUUGAUUCAGCCUUUAACCGAAAUGAUUAGUGGAGGUGUGGAAGAAGUUCCACUAGCCCCUACAGAGACGAAGCGAGACAUUCUUUUCCUUUUUGACGGCUCAGCCAACCUUGUGGGCCAGUUCCCUGUUGUCAGGGACUUCCUGUAUAAAAUUAUUGACCAACUCAAUGUAAAGCCCGAUGGCACCAGGGUAGCAGUGGCUCAGUACAGUGACAAUGUCAAAGUAGAAUCCAGGUUUGCCGAUCACCAGCAAAAGGCAGAGAUCCUGGGUGUGGUGAGGAAAAUGAAGAUCAAAACGGGCAAAACCCUGAACGUAGGUGCAGCCCUGGAUUACGCCCGGAGAAACAUCUUUGUUAAAUCGGCUGGGAGUAGGAUUGAUGAAGGGGUGCUGCAGUUCCUGGUGCUCCUUGUCGCCGGAAGAUCAGCCGAUUCCGUGGCUCAGCCUUCAGACUACCUGAGGAGAACAGGAGUGGUGCCCUUCAUUUUCCAAGCCCGCAAUGCAGAUCCUACAGAACUCCAGCAGAUUGUGUUGGCCCCGGAAUUUAUUCUAGCUGCUGAGUCUCUCCCCAAAAUUGGAGAGCUGCAUCCUCAGAUUGUGAAUCUUCUAAAAUCAGUGCAGAAUGGGGGCCAGCCACAAGACCCAGGUGAAAAGAAGGAUGUUGUGUUUCUGAUCGAUGGCUCUGAUGGUGUCAGAACUGGUUUCCCUUUAAUGAAAGAAUUUCUUCAGAGAGUGGUGGAAAGUUUGGAUGUGGGCCCAGAUCGGGUCAGAGUAGGUGUGGUGCAAUAUUGUGAAAGGGCCCGACCUGAAUUCUACCUGAAUACUUACAAUGAUCAGCAGAGUGUGGUCAAUGGCAUUCGCAGCUUGGCCCACAUGGGCGGGUCCACCCUUAAUACGGGGGCAGCUCUGAAUUUUGUCCUGAGGAAUAUCUUCACUGCCCCAGCGGGAAGCCGGAUCACAGAAGGUGUCCCCCAGUUUCUCAUCCUCCUGACAGCUGACAGAUCCCAGGAUGAUGUGAGAGGACCCUCGGUGGUUCUGAAGAGAAGCGGCAUGGUGCCCUUUGGCAUCGGGAUAGGAAAGGCUGAUAUCAUAGAGAUGAAGACAAUCUCCUAUGUCCCAGAUUUUGCAUUGAGCAUCCCUGCCUUCAGAGACCUCAAUUCCAUUCAGCAGGUGAUCUCAGAAAGAGUGUCUCAGCUCACACGGGAAGAACUUGAAAAGUUGGAGCCAGAUGUGACGUUCUCCCAAAUCCUCCCAGGUUCCAAAAGGGAUAUUGUCUUUCUUAUUGAUGGUUCCCAAACUGCUCGGCCUGAGUUUACUUAUAUUCGCAGUUUUAUUGAGAGGCUGAUCGAAAAUCUCGAUGUCGGCUUUGACACUACCCGAGUAGCAGUGGUUCAAUUCAGCGAAGACCCCAAGGUUGAGUUUCUGUUGAAUGCACAUUCCAGUAAAGAUGAAAUGCAGAGUGCCGUGAGAAGAAUAUCCCCCAAAGGCGGGAGGCAAAUCAACACAGGCACUGCCCUGGAGUAUGUAUCCAAAAAUAUCUUCGACAGAGCCUUGGGAAGUCGGAUAGAAGAAGGCGUACCACAAUUCCUGAUCCUCUUUUCUUCCGGAAAUGCCGAUGAUGAUGUAGAGGAGCCUGCAGGGCAUGUGAAACAGGUUGGGGUGGCGCCUUUGACAAUAGGAAAAAAUAUAGAUCCUGAAGAACUGGUGAAGAUCUCUCUGAGUCCUGAAUAUGUGUUCUCAGUGAGCACCUUCAGGGAGCUCCCUAGCCUUGAACAGAAGCUCCUAACUCCCAUCACCACGCUGACUUCGGAGCAGAUUGAAAGGAUCUUAUCCAGUACUCAGUUACCCCCUCCAGUUGUGGAGAGUGAUGCCGCUGACAUCGUCUUCCUCAUUGACAGUUCUGAUAGCGUCAAGCCAGACGGCUUGGCUCACAUUCGCGAUUUCAUCAGCAGUAUUGUUCGAAAGUUAAACAUCGGGCCCAGUCGAGUGAGGAUAGGGGUGGUUCAGUUCAGCAAUGAUGUAUUCCCAGAGUUUUAUCUGAAAAGCCAUAAAACCCAAUCGGCAGUUCUCGAUGCCCUCCGCCGUCUGAGGUUCAAAGGGGGAUCUCCCCUGUACACGAGCAAAGCCCUGGACUUUGUGGCCAAGAAUCUCUUUGUUAAAUCUGCUGGAAGCAGAAUCGAAGAUGGGGUUCCGCAACAUUUGGUGUUGGUCCUAGGAGGAAAGUCUCAGGAUGAUGUGACUAGGCCUUCCAGAGUUUUAGGAUCAGCUGGCAUUGUCAGAAUAGGGGUUGGAUCCAGGAAUGCAAAUAGGUCUGAACUGCAGGCAAUCACCAAUGAUCAAAAAUAUGUGUUCACUGUGAGAGACUUCAGGGAUCUUUCCCUGUUGGAGUCAAGAAUUAUAAAUUCAUUUGGACCAUCACAAGCAACGCCUCCACCUCACCCUCCUCAUCCAACUCCUCUACCUGAUAAAAAGAAAGCUGACAUCGUGUUUCUGCUAGAUGGCUCUAUCAAUUUCAAAAGAGAUCACUUCCAGGAAGUUCUUAAUUUCGUUUCUGGAAUAGUGGACACCGUGUAUGAAGAUGGAGAUUCCAUUCAGGUAGGCCUAGUCCAAUACAACUCGGACCCGACAGAUGAAUUCUUCCUGAAGGACUUUACCAACAAAGAACAGAUAAUGGAUGCCAUCAGUAAAGUUGUCUAUAAAGGUGGAAGACAUGCAAACACUAAGGUAGCCAUUGAACACCUCACACGGCACCAUUUUGUUCCUGAUGCUGGUAGCCGGCUGGACCAGAGGGUUCCUCAGAUAGCUUUCAUCAUCACCGGAGGGAAAUCGAUAGAAGAUGCCCAAGAAGCGUCUAUGGCAUUGUCAGGGAAACGGGUCAAAGUGUUUGCUGUGGGUGUGAAGGACAUUGACAGCACAGAAGUGUCAGGGAUUGCCUCCAACAGCGCCACGGCUUUCCGGGUCUCGACGGUCCAAGAGCUGUCAGAGCUGAGCGAGCAAGUUUUGGAAACUUUGCAUGAUGCGAUGAAUGAAGCACUUUGCCCGGGUGUGCCUGAUGUUUCAAGAGCUUGCAAUCUGGAUGUUAUACUGGGAUUCGAUGGUUCAGCUGGACAGGGAGUACUGGAAUCCAGAGUGAAGAACAUUCUAGAUAGAAUCACUCAAAUGCAGAAAAUCAGUUGCACUUCCAACCAGGAGCCCACAGUCAGAGUAUCUAUCAUGGCAAACAGCGCCUCUGGACCUGUCGAAGCUUUUGACUUUUCAGAGUACCAGCCUGAGCUAUUUGAGAAAUUUCAGCUCCUGCUUGGUCAGCGUCCAUACAUUCUGACAGCUGAUACUCUAAAAGCCUAUCAAGAUAAAUUCAGGAAAUCUCCAGCAGAUAGUGUAAAGGUGGUUAUCCAUUUCACUGAUGGCACUGAUGAAAACUUUGCUAGAUUAGAAGCUGCAUCUGCUGCACUGCAACAAUCAGGUGUAAAUGCGCUGAUCUUCGUUAACCUUGAACAUCGGGACACAAAUUUUGAUAAUGUGAUGGAGCUGGAGUUUGGACGUGGUUUCACAUACAACAGGCCUCUCAAACUGAGUCUGGUGGAUUUAGAUUAUGAAUUGGCUGAGCAACUUGACAGCAUUGCAGAGAGAGCUUGCUGUGGAGUGCCAUGUAAAUGUUCGGGUCAGAGGGGAGACCGAGGCGUUCUUGGAAAUAUUGGCCAGAAGGGUGUCCCUGGUGAAGGUGGAUACCGAGGCUAUCCUGGAGAUGAAGGAGGACCGGGUGAGCGUGGGCCUCCUGGUUUGAAUGGCACUCAAGGCUUCCAAGGAUGUCCUGGACAUAGAGGAACAAAGGGUUCACGUGGAUUCCCAGGAGAUAAGGGUGAAUUGGGAGAAAUAGGCCUGGAUGGAAUUGAUGGAGAAGAUGGGGAUAAAGGAUUGCCAGGCUCUUCUGGAGAAACAGGAAGUGCUGGCAGAAGGGGUGACAAAGGAGCAAAAGGAGAAAGGGGAGAACGAGGAGAUGUUGGAAUUAGAGGAGAUCCGGGUGAUUCAGGAUUGGAUAGUAGGCAGAGAGGACCCAAAGGACAAAAGGGUGAAAUCGGUCCAAUGGGACUUCCUGGAAAUGAUGGGGCACCGGGCAGUCCUGGAGGCAAUGGAAAGGAGGGAGGCUUUGGCCGAAGAGGAACUGUUGGAGUUAAAGGCAGUAAAGGUGGUCCAGGUCAACCAGGCAUUGUUGGAGAACCAGGGUUGAGAGGCUCACAGGGUUCUCCUGGCCAACUUGGUCCCCCAGGCGUGAUUGGUGAACAAGGAAUUCCUGGCCCCAGGGGAGGUGCCGGAAACCCUGGAGUUCCUGGUGACCGUGGAAGGCCUGGCAGUCUUGGGAGAAAGGGUGAACCUGGAGAGCCUGGUCCAAAAGGAGGAAAUGGUUUUCGUGGUCCUCGGGGAGAAACGGGUGAAGAUGGGCGUGAUGGAGUGGGUAGUGAAGGGCGUAAAGGCAAAAAGGGUGAGAUGGGCUUCCCUGGAUACCCGGGUCCAAAGGGUGCCCCUGGUGAUAGAGGUGGGGAAGGAGGCCCUGGACCAAAAGGAAACAGAGGUCGUCGGGGAAAUGCUGGGGAACCAGGACCAGUUGGGCAAAAAGGAGAUCCAGGCUAUCCAGGAUCAGCUGGACUUAAAGGCAACCGGGGAGACUCAACAGACCAAUGCAGCCUUAUCCAGAGCAUUAAAGAUAAAUGCCCUUGCUGCUACGGGCCUAAGGAAUGCCCCGUCUACCCAACGGAGCUGGCCUUUGCUUUGGACACCUCUGCGGGUGUCAACCAAGAUGCCUUCCGGAGGAUGAGGGAAGUCUUGUUGAGAAUCGUUGAGAAUUUAACCAUUGCUGAGAGUAAUUGUCCUCGGGGUGCCCGGGUUGCUGUCGUGACCUACAACAACGAAGUGACCACGGAGGUCCGCUUUGCCGACUCCAAGAGGAAGUCUGUCCUAUUGCAGAAGAUCCAGAACCUUCAAGGAGCUUUCACCUCCAAGCAACGUAGCCUGGAGACAGUCAUGUCGUUUGUGGCCAGGAACACCUUCAAGCGGGCCCGCAGCGGAUUUCUCAUGAGGAAAGUGGCUGUCUUCUUCACCAACGGACCCACCAAGGCAUCACCUCAGCUCAAUGAGGCCAUUCUGAAAUUGUACGAUGAGGGAAUCACACCUCUUUUCCUUACCAACAGGGAAGAUAGGACACUCAAGAAUGCCUUGCAGAUUAAUAACACUGCAGUGGGAGAUGCCAUUAUCUUAACUAGCAGAGACUAUAGUGAGACCCUGAAGAAAAUCCUGACUUGUCACAUUUGUUUGGACAUAUGUGACCCUCAUGAGUCCUGUGGAUUUGGUGGCCAAAGACUUUCCUUCCGGGACAGGAGGUCCGCUGGUACUAAUGUAGACCUCGAUGUGGCAUUCAUCUUGGAUAGCUCUGACACCACCACACCUUUCCAGUUUAAUGAGAUGAAGAAGUACAUUGCCUAUACAGUGAAACAACUAGAACUCAGUCCUAAUCCUAAAUCAUCCCAUCUCCUUGCAAGAGUGGCUGUCCUGCAACACGCGCCCUAUGAGUACGAAAGGAAUUCCAGCACACUGCCAGUGAAAGUUGAAUUGUCCUUGACAGAUUACGGCUCCAGAGAUAAAUUGGUGGAUUUCCUCAGUAACAAGAUGACCCAACUACAUGGAACGAGGGCUCUUGGCAGUGCAAUCGAUUUCACGAUAGAAACCGUUUUUGAAAGUGUACCUAACCCCAGGGAUCUGAAAGUCUUGAUUCUGAUGUUAACAGGAGAAGUAAAAAAGCAGGAACUGGAGUCUCUCCAAAGAGUUAUCAUUGAUGCUAAGUGCAAAGGUUAUUUCUUUGUGAUCUUGGGCAUUGGCAGGAAGGUGAAUGUCAAGGAUAUCUACAGCUUGUCCAGUGAACCCAAUGAUGUCUUCUUCAAAUUAGCUGAUAAACCCACUGAGCUCAAUGAAGAAACCUUAUUGCGUUUUAGUAGACUGCUGCCGUCAUUCAUUAGCAGUGAAAAUGCCUUUUACCUCUCUCCAGACAUCAGAAAACAAUGUGAUUGGUUCCAAGGUGACCAACCAGCAAAGAACCCUGUGAAGUUUGGUCAAAAACAGCUGCAUGUUCCAAAUAAUGUUACUUCAAGUAUUACCACCAAGCCAGUGAGUACAACAACAAAACCUGUGAGUACUACAACCAAGCCAGUGAGUACAACCAUGAAACCUGUGAGUACCACAACCAAACCAGUGAGUACCACAGUCAAACCAGUGAGCGCUACAACCAAAACAGUGAGUAUCACAGCAAAAUCGGUGGACCCAAAGACAGUGGAAGCAAAAUCUGGAGCCACAAAAUCUGCAGGAGUAAAACAGGUGGCUGCCAAACCAACGGACCCCAAACUGGUGGACUCCAAGCCGGUGGACCCAAAAACAACAGUAACAAAAGCAGCAUCCCCCAAAACAGCAGCAGCAAAACAAGUAACCACAAAAUCAGUGACCAAUAAGCCAGCAGCCCCAAAGUUGAUGGCUAAGGGCUCAAGAGAAAUCCAGGUAUUUGAUAUCACUGAAAACAGUGCCAAGCUCCAGUGGGUGAACCCUGAGCCCUCAAGCCCUUAUAUUUAUGAUAUCACCAUCACCUCAGCCCAUGACCACUCCUUAGUCCUGAAGCAAAACAUAACCAGCACCGAACGAGUUAUCGGAGGUCUCCGUACCGGUCAGAAGUACCAAGUAGUUAUCACUGGUUAUCUCAAGUCCCAGGCCAGAAUAUCCUAUGCAGGAAGCUUCACUACAAAAAAAGCACAAUCAUCACCCCCACCACCGGCACCACCUAAGUCAGCUUCCACAUCAACGGUAAAUCUAAUGGUUAACACGGAACCUUUGGCUGGUGCUGAAGCAGAUUUGACAGAUCCUUGUUUGCUGGAUUUUGACAUGGGCACCCAGUGCAAAGACUAUGCGAUUAGAUGGUUCUUUGACCACAAACACAAGAUCUGCACACAGAUUUGGUAUGGUGGGUGUGGUGGUAACGCCAAUAGAUUUGAGACAGAAGCUGAUUGCAUUAACAGGUGUUUGGGAUCAUCAACAGAGAGAGUCAUGCAGCAGCCCCUACUUGAUGAAAACUUAUUGUCAGUUAAAGAAAUUUGUAAGUUGAAGAAGGAAGAAGGAACAUGCAGGAAAUUUAUCUUGAAAUGGUACUAUGAUUCAGAAACCAAAAGCUGUGCACGGUUUUGGUACGGUGGCUGUGGGGGAAAUGAAAACAGAUUUAAUACUCAGAAAGAAUGUGAAAAGGUUUGCAUUCCUGGACACAUCAAUCCCGGAGUCGUUGCAACAAUAGGAACCUAAGCAUCACCCAAUGCCAACACAUACCUCUGAAGAGAAGCAGGAGUCUAGUAUUGCCAACUCACCCCUUUAGAAGCUAUGGGUAUAGACGACCUUGCACUGUACUAUUUCAUGCUUUAAUUUACAAGCAAACUUUGAAGAAAGAGUUUUGCUGCAUGACCUAUCAAUAUGGUGCUAAAUUUCUCUGUGGACUGAGUGCUAAUUGUUCCUGGGAGGUUAUAGUAUAUACUUUCAACAAUAUGUAACAUGUACCCACUGAAGUUGUUUAUUUUGAACUGUUCUCCAAAUUACGAUUCCAGUGGCCUUUCAGGGUUUUGCCCAAUUCAGGCACGUGAACUCUAGAAAAUAACCAAAAUCUCACUGCAACUGUAUGUGCUUUGCUUUGUUCAUUUUCUCAUAAACUGAGCAUAACUUAGAUGGAAAGCCUAUGUAAGAGUAGUGAUUUCUGAUAAAUGAGCAGUCAAACUUUUCAUUCUGUUUAGUUUUGCUGGAUUAGAUUUCAAACUGAUUUUCUUCCUGAUGUUUGCGAUAUAGAUGAUCUAAUAGAAAAAGGCAAAAUUUCCUAAUUCAGAUGCACUGCUGGGACCAUCGCCUUAGUUAAAGAAUUUUUAAAUCAUGGUGUAGAAUGUUUCUGGCAUUCCUCUAAUGUUGUGUGUUUUAUAUAUGUGUAUUUUUUGUGGGGAUGUUAUUUUUAUUUUGUUUUAGGAAGUCUAUACAAAGAAACUUUUAAAUAAAGUUUAACAGAGGUUUUGAGA